AUGUGGAACCCCCUUUCAUGGGUGAUGGAAAUGGCUGCCAUCAUGGCCAUUGCCUUGGCCAUCGGCAGUGGAAAACCCCCAGACUGGCAAGACUUUGUCGGUAUUGUAGUGCUGCUCGUGAUAAACUCCACCAUCAGUUUCAUUGAAGAAAACAAUGCUGACAAUGUUGCUGCUGUGCUGCAGCUCUUAUGGCUGGCCUGGCUCAAAAAACGAAGGUGCUCAGAGAGUCAGAGUGGUAAGAUUGUAUUUGUUUUGCCCUUUUUUGAAAGAGUGUGUUUUGAAGGACCCUUAGAAUUUGUGAGACAUUGAGGUUGCCUUAUGAUUCAUGAUGUUGUAAUCGGUGGUUUCUUUUCCAUUUGCAAGUAGUCGAGCAUUGGUAUUUGGUAUUUAGGACGAGCUUAGAAAAUGGGUUCAAUGUUUUGGUUAUGCAA
Molecule: messenger RNA, 431 nt
Organism: Zingiber officinale
Lineage: Eukaryota; Viridiplantae; Streptophyta; Magnoliopsida; Zingiberales; Zingiberaceae
Product: plasma membrane ATPase-like
Exons: 2
Coding region: 1-309 (102 amino acids)
Biological process (GO): proton transmembrane transport; regulation of intracellular pH
Cellular component (GO): plasma membrane
Molecular function (GO): P-type proton-exporting transporter activity
Source: RefSeq, a predicted model, not a curated record